This is a messenger RNA of Schistosoma haematobium, 1554 nucleotides long. RefSeq lists its product as uncharacterized. Lineage: Eukaryota; Metazoa; Platyhelminthes; Trematoda; Strigeidida; Schistosomatidae. The record is from RefSeq and is a predicted model, not a curated record. The transcript is spliced from 3 exons. Bases 1 to 1554 code for a protein of 517 amino acids.
AUGACUUCCAUUAAAUACUACGAUUCCGAUGGCAUUCCAGAGUUAUCACCCCAUCAUUUAGGAGUUUAUAAAGAGGAUCAACAUGAAAAGAACGAACUUCAAAACAAUAGCAUGAUAGAACUAGAGUUAGCUAGGUUACGCAUAACCCAGUUAGAAGAGGAAAUUGAACUGGAAAAGUUACGCCUCCAGAAGUGUGAAAGUUUCGGUCAAUCAAUAAGUAAUAGUGAGAAUACAAUAUUAAAAAAUCUAACUAUUGAAACUGUGGUUCUGAAAUUGCCAACACACAUUCAACAAGAGUGGCUAAAAGUAGCUUAUAAGAUUAUUAGAGGAGGCCGAGAGCCUCUAUUCACCGAUCUUGUUGAGUUUGUAAAGGAGCAAGCUGGCAUUGCUAAUACUAGAUAUGGAUUACUUGUCACCGGUGACCCUUUUAAUCGCAACCAAAGACAAUCUGUGGCUGAUACUAAAGGACACUUUGAUUCAGGAUAUAAGACGAGAGUGUCGUUCGCUAACACGAAUGAGUCUGAUGUCACUCCAUAUGUAAGACCAAGGACUCUUGGGUUGUCAUGUUUAUUAUGUACUGGAAACCACCUCUUAGAUCAAUGUGAAAGGUUUAGAGACAAGAAUGUUAAUGAAAGGAUAGAAUUUGUAUCAAAAAAGAAGUUGUGUAAUGUCUGUCUAAAAGCGAACCACAUAGCAAGAAACUGUCGAGCACCGAGGUCAUGUACCGUCGAAGGAUGUGAUUGGAGGCAUCAUACGUUGUUACAUAGGAAGCGGGAAGAGCAAGGAGAUAAUAACAAUAAUGCACACAUUAACACCCAGCUAUGUACAGAGAAAAGUGUUGAGCGUAUACAGAAACAAGCAGCAUUCGCAAUAGUGCCUGUACUGCUAGAAAGGUUGAAUUUAGAAGGAGAGCCUAAGACGAUUUCAUUGAGAACGUUGGAUAACCAGUCCACAAUUCAGUGUAAAGAGGUCCAACUAGAGGUUUCCUCCUUAGACUCGUCUUCGUCAUUUAGAAUCCCAAAUGUAUGGACAGUCGAGAGAUUACCUAUGUUGCGCAGGACGGUACCAACGACGUCUCAAAUGACAUCCUGGACGCAUUUAAAAGACAUAAGUUUUCCGAGAGUAAAGGAUGAGAAUGUCAAACUGUUGAUCGGAUGCAACGCACCGAGUGUACACGAAAUGAAAGAGAUAAGAACUGGAAAGCCGAAUGAACCAUUCGCCGUGAAGACGCUGUUCGGUUCCUAUGGGGAACCUUGUAAAAGUAAUCGUGCACUCAAUCACCUCUCAGCUAAGGAGGAAUUAGAGGAUAAGUUCGAACAGUUGUACUCAACUGAAUUCAAAGAUCCACUUAGUCGUACUAUAUCGUUGUCUGUAGAAGAUCGUAUAGCACUCAGUGCUAUAUCAAAUUCAGUACAAAGGUUAAACGGACACUAUCAAAUAGCUCUGCCUUGGAGGCACAAACACAAGUUACCUAAUAACAGAGAAUUAGCAGAACGUGGACUUAGCUGUUUGAAGGGUCGACUUAUUCGGGAUAAGAAGUUGUUCCAAGACUAA